AUGGGAGAAAGACCUGGUUUGAAAUUUGCCUAUGACACUUGCUGUGUAGACCCUGAAUUAGUCCUUUCUCAGUAAUUCACAAAAAAGAUUUUUUUCUGUUGUUAUUUGGGGUUUUUAUUUGUUGGAUAUGAAAUUUCAUUUGUAAAGAAUUCCUGGUGGUGAAACUUCUUCCAAUGGUUCAGAAAUGCAACCUUCUGUAACUUCUGCAAACUUAGGGCUGCCUGGGGCUUAGCUGCUAUUUAUUUGUCAGAAUCUAUCUUCGAUGGUUCUAACGCUGGCCCUUUAUUACACCAGGCUGCUUUCUCCAGAUAUUACUCCCAGAAUUCCUGAUCUUCUUGCAGCGCUAAGCCCAGGACUCAUCAUACAAUCAAUGCUUAAUAAAUGUUUGUACAAUGAAUGAAGGAAUGAAUGAAUCUGGUGUUGAACAUCACCCGCAAAAGCCUAUCACUUGUAGCCUGAAUUCCUUCUUUAGGCAAUAUUUGUGACUAAACUGUAGCAGGAAAUUCCGAACUGUCUGAUCAGUCACAGUCGGAUACGCUGUAACUGGACUCUAACAUAGUGCUAUGUUAGUCUUCUUCGAAAAAGACAACAAUUCCCUCUUUUAACGAUCGAAUUCCAUUGAGGAACUUAGCCCUCGUCUCUCUUGGUGAUGGUGAGGCUAGCUCUCUUUUGGAAUUUAACCUGUCAAUCAAUGGCAUAAUCCCCUACUUCUUCACUAAACUCCCUCUUGGAACUUAGUCACUGGCAACAGUGGAAUAAAAUCUUCGCCUUUAAUUUGGAGGUCAAAGACUAUAAAUUCUUUUCAGACACCUCACUGACACUGGCUGGAAACUCCAAUUUAUUUGGGCGUUCCAUCCCACGCCCCAUCACUUCUUCCCUCUUUUCCUUCCUAGUAUUUGUUAAAUACCUAGGAUUGAACCAAACCCUGGCCCCGAAGAGCUUGCAUUCUACUGGGGGGAAAGUUCUGCAGAUAAAUGAUGCCGCUGCCGACUCUGUCUGCUCUUCCUCUACUCGGCCGACUCUUCCCUUUCCGCAACAAUAAGAUAGCUGAAAGUCUGGCAGAAGGGCAACGGCAAGAGACAACGAGCCACUAGGUGACGCUCAGGGCGGGACCCGGAAGUCCCUGAGUUCAAAUCCGACGUCAGACCCUCCAGGCUGGUUGAAUCUGGGCAAUUCACUUCGUCUUUGCUUGCCUCCGUUGCCUCAUCUCCAAAACAGGGUUAGUAAUAGUGUCCACGAAGGAUCCAACGAGGGUCUUUGGGGAGGGCCAAAUAAAUGCCUGCUGUUAUCCAAAGAUUGAGUGGGCCUGGUGAGGAGGGGGUGGGGUGGGCAGGGCAACGAACUUCUUUUUAAGUUUGUUUUUUUUUAGGAUGAGACUUCAUCCAGCCUGAGCUUACAACCGAGGCACACCGCGGCUUCUCUCACCUCUUCCUAGAGUCGCCUUAUUGUCAGCAGCUCUAGUCAGGGGGCGCAAACACAGAGCGCCCCAGGGUCCUCCAGGAACCCGACUUCCGUUUGUUUGGCGGAAGAAGAAUUUAAGCCGCCCCGGAAACGGAAGCAGGGAGUGCGCGCUCGGGCCGUCGCUGAGGAGCCGACUGGCCCGGGGCCGCGAGGAUGAAGGAGGCGAAGCCCGAGCGGGAGCGGAGGCAGCGGCGCCGGCGGAGGCGGCGGCGGGAGGACGAGGACGAGCCGGGGGAAGCGGCGGGGGAGGAAGUGCUGGUGCCGGAUCUAUCGCUGGUGAAGCAGGAGCGGCGCAGCCCGACCCCUGCGUCCCGCUCUCACCGGCCCCGGUCCCGGGCCCGGCGCGGUUCCUCUGGAAGUCCGAGCCCGGCGCCGGAGGAAGAGGCGCCACUGCCGCCCCCGGCCGCGGCCGCGGCCCCACGAGCCCGCAGCGCUCGUGCCUCCGGCGACCGCGCUGGCAGUGGCAGCAGAUCACCUACCAAAAAGAAAAACAAGUCCUUUGGGAGAAGAAGCAGAUCUCCUCGAAAUAAGAGAAGCCGUAGCCCUCAUCAUCCUAUAGUCAAGGUGAAGCAGGAACGAGAAAGUGAAAAUCAUCCCCGAAGAGGAAGAGAUGAAAGGCAACACAGGGAGCAGUCAGAACAAGAACACAGGCGGGAGAGAAAUGGUGACCGGGACAGACACCAUAGCCAUUCUAACCAGAGGAAGACCAUUAAUGAGAGGCCUAGUGGUGGGCGGAACCGAGAUGCCCAGAACCUACAGGAACAAGAAGCAGAAAGAGAGUUUUAUAAUGCUCGACGACGGGAGCGUCGCCAGAAAAAAGAUGUGGGUGGCAGCAGUGAUGAGAAUCAGGAGAUUGUUCUGCAGUCUGCUGGUGGCCAUAGUAAGGGAAAAGAUCCACCAAAUAAAGAGAAACCCAGCUUUGAACUGUCAGGGGCACUCCUUGAGGAUACCAACAUGUUUCGAGGUGUGGUGAUAAAGUAUAGUGAGCCUCCAGAAGCACGGAUCCCAAAGAAACGCUGGCGUCUUUACCCCUUUAAGAAUGAUGAGGUUCUUCCUGUCAUGUAUAUCCACAGACAAAGUGCUUAUCUUCUGGGCCGACACCGGCGGAUUGCAGAUAUUCCUAUUGAUCAUCCCUCCUGUUCAAAGCAGCAUGCGGUAUUUCAGUAUCGGCUUGUAGAAUACACACGUGCUGAUGGAACAGUUGGCCGAAGGGUAAGGCCAUAUAUCAUUGACCUUGGUUCAGGCAAUGGGACCUUCUUGAACAACCAGCGUAUUGAGCCACAGCGUUACUAUGAACUAAAGGAGAAGGAUGUGCUCAAAUUUGGGUUUAGUAGCAGGGAAUAUGUACUGCUUCAUGAGUCUUCAGACACCUCUGAGGUGGAUAGAAAAGAAGAUGAAGAUGAGGAGGAGGAGGAGAUGAUAUCUGACAGCUAGCAAAUUGAGAAGAAGCUCCUGUAGCUGCUAAGAGAAUUUUUCCUUUGUGAAAGGCCUGGACUUGGGAUUUAAAGAACAGAGGAGCACUCCCUGGUGCUUCUUAUUGCCUUAAGUCUUUCCUCUGUUGCUGAUCAGCUUAUGUUAAAAUUUAAGAAAUUUGACAAUUUGUGUUUUUGGUUGAACUUAUUUCUGUGAUCUGUUAGCCACACAAGUGUGGACAUUUGCUUUCAGAAUAAUUUCACCAAUAACAGUCGUCCAUUAUGUAUAGUAGAAGCAUGAUGGCGUGGCAUGAGUUGGUGCUCUGGAAAAUAUUGCCUGGUAACUGUAGACCUUUGGUUAAAAAGAGAAACGUGGCAUGUUCUCUUUGUGCAACUAUUUGCUUUGUACAGUGACUUAUUAAGAAUAUGGACCAGCAGUUUUUCACAUUUUAUUUUUUUGUAAAUAUCUAGACAGAGAAUUUGGCCCAAGUUUUGGUUAUCAUCAAAACAAGCCCUCAUUAUAUAUAAACUGAAUUUUCAGUCCAGUUAACUUUGAAUCAUAGAAAUCUAUUUCAUUAGUCUUUGGGGAUGAGAAUUUCACCACACAUAUUAAUGACUUCAUUGUCUGCUUUUAUGUAGACAAAUGUUGCGUCCUAUUGAAAUAUAUGACAGGGCAAUAAAAUCAUGGCCAUUGUGGAAAAGAAAUUGAAAUGGGCCAUAGAUCUAUUUCUUACAUAAGAGGAUUCUAUAUUUCCCAAAGUAGCCUGGGUCUGUCAUUAAUUGGGUUUUCUUGUCUGUUUAACUGCUUUGCAUUUAUUAUAAUACACUUUUUUCCUCCUAAUUCAUAGUGUCACUUAUAUAGGAGGAUUACCUCAGAUAUUGGAGCAGUCUUCAUUUUAACUACAUGUGUGUGCUAAAGAGAAAUUUUUGUUCCGCUUAAUGUAUUUUUUAAUAUCCUGAAAGGCCAUGUCUGCCAUCAUUUUCUCCCCCCACUCCAUAAGCAGGGAGGAACUUAGGCAAGGAAAACACCUAUUUACUAAUCUUCCCUAACUCAAAUAUGUGUGCAUCAAAUUUUGUCUGUGUACAUAUGUUGUAUAUAUAAAUUGGAUGAGAGUGUGUGUGGGUGGGUGUAUGGGUGCAGGUUGGAGGUGUGUUCUACAUGCAUCUGAAUGGUUUUUGUAAUGUAAAUGGAAUACUACAUUAUGAGUAAAGGCAUAGAUCACCUUGUUAUUUCAAUAGCAGAAUCUCAUUUAUAUAUAGUUUGGGAAUUACACAAUAAAAGAAUUUAUAAAUGUAGCCCUACUCAGCCCCAAAGUGUAAUACUUUUCUAGCAUAAAGGUUUUUUACAUUUCUUGCUUUUUAAAAAGCUUUAAAUUAAAAAAAAAUUUUGAAGUGGAAAUAAAUGGUAAUUGAGAGGGAAAGAAGUGGAAACACCACUGAUGACCUGAAAUAAAUUCCAGAACAUUAAUCCAUAAAAAGGAGUAUUGAGCAUUUUGAAGCAUCAGUGCUUUCUAAAUUGGGAGCAAAGUUCAUCCUUACCAGUGAGUGUAAAGAAGCUUUUGUGAAUGCUAUGUAUAGUUGGCUCUAUAAACCAAGGCCUGAUUAUUCAGUACAUGGAUUAUCUUUGCCCUUCCUCUCUUACCCUCCUAAAGAACCUUACUAUUUCUAUCUACACAAACACCACUUACCAGAGUACUAUCAAGGGAGAGAAAGAGAAGUGGAAAGUCAAAUACUUUUGCUAUUAAUUAGUCCUAAGGUUGAAAUAUAUGAGACUUUGAAAUUAUCUCUGAAUGUUGAUUUAUCCCUGCUUUUUUCCCAAUAUAUCUUGUUAUGGAUGAUAUUCAGACAUCAAUAUUGGCCACUGCUAUGUGGUGACAUGGAGUGAGAUUUAGUGUUCAUUGUCCAGGUUAGGAGACAAAAAGCCUUGGAAAACACAUUUUGUGAACAUUUAAUAAGCUUAAAAUUAAAAGAUAAAAAAAUUUAGUAAUUUGCAGUUUGCUUUUCCCUAGUUAUUUAUCUCCAGUGACUUUGCUACUACGGGCUUAAUGUCCAGUAUCCAGUGUAUGCAAAUAUAGAACCCGAUUUUGUGCUCUUAAUGAGACUGAGUUUUCCCUUGGCCUGCUCUUGCUCUUUGUCUCUCUUACUCUGGUGCCUCUCUGAUCAUUGUGUUGCUACACUGAUUGCCAGUGGGUUCUAAGAUCACUUGCCGCUAUAAAGUGGUUUUAGGUUUUGCUUCUAGCCUACAUCCUGGUGGAUGUAUCAAUAGAGCACGGAGAAAAUAACCAACUUGACUACAUAACUGACAGCACAGACAGAUAUUUUUGUACUAGGUUUUCUUGAUAAAUGAGUAAUGGUUCCUGGAUUCAAUGAUAUUGAUGAAAGAUUUCUUUAUGAAGGUUGGGAACAGUGGGCUUGGGAGCAAGAUCAGCUGAAAUGCGAUUCUCCUUUAGCUCUAAAGCUAGGUAUCACCAGCAAAUUUCUAAACUGGAAUAGUGAUAAAUGUGUGAUAGUUCUUUUACAUUCUGUUUGAAAAAUGUGUUUAGUUAGGCUGUUUGGUUUCCUCUUCUGCCAUCUCGUCAGACUUCACUACUUUGAAGUAUUUUUUUUACUUUAGGAAGAAUGACAGUCUAAACCAAAGCAAAGUGAAAGUCAAAAUACUUUUGAACUGUGGUCACUUUCAUCUCCUUACUGAAAUCUGCAGUCAAUUUGAAGUUCUUUUGAGUUCUGUGAAUCCCAUUUCCUCAAAAUUUCUCAUUACAUGUUUUCUCCAUACCCACGCUGCUCAUCCUCUUAUGGACAAGCAGCAUCUCAAUAAUUGCAAUUUAAAAAGCAACUUUUAUCCUGACUUAGUAAUAAAUUAAAACAGAAUUAAUAUCUUGUGUCUGUAAAGUUUGAUUUGUGUUGGAUUUUUUUAAAUGGAAUUUUUAUUACUGUAUUUACAUCAGUAUGCAAUGCAGCAAGGUUUUGGAAAUCUCAUCACUUUUUAAAAAAUAGACUUUCAGGAUGAUUAUUAUUUGAUAAAUAGUACAAAUGUUUACAUUUUAUAAGUCCUUCCCUCCCUUUUUAAAAAUCAGUUAUUUGGCCAAGAAAUGAAACAAUGUUAAGUUAAAGUAGAGUUUCCGUGUAGUAUGUUCAGGUAUAUGCCAGCAGUCUUUGAAGAGUAAAAUAAAGUAUUCAGAAUAUACUCUGUUCACAAAUGUAUAUAAGUUUGUAUCACGUGAAAUAGCUACUCACUUUUAAAUUAAAAUUUUGGAAUUAAAAA
Antechinus flavipes (yellow-footed antechinus) is the source of this 6135-nucleotide messenger RNA. RefSeq names its product Smad nuclear interacting protein 1 (gene SNIP1). The record is from RefSeq and is a predicted model, not a curated record. Lineage: Eukaryota; Metazoa; Chordata; Mammalia; Dasyuromorphia; Dasyuridae. Gene Ontology annotation, cellular component: nucleus. Gene Ontology annotation, biological process: miRNA processing. Gene Ontology annotation, molecular function: protein binding; mRNA binding. The coding region runs from base 1615 to 2895 and encodes 426 amino acids. The transcript has 4 exons.